Rhodamnia argentea is the source of this 3265-nucleotide messenger RNA. Its product is annotated as CRM-domain containing factor CFM3A, chloroplastic/mitochondrial. The record is from RefSeq and is a predicted model, not a curated record. Lineage: Eukaryota; Viridiplantae; Streptophyta; Magnoliopsida; Myrtales; Myrtaceae. The transcript is spliced from 10 exons. Gene Ontology annotation, biological process: RNA splicing, via transesterification reactions. The coding region runs from base 111 to 2630 and encodes 839 amino acids. Gene Ontology annotation, molecular function: mRNA binding.
UCCGCGAAGAACCAUAGUAUCAAAGGCCAAAACCUCUCAAAACUCUCAAUAAAGCUCACUGUGCUCCACUCAUUUCUCGAUGAUUUAAUUCAUACACAUACUUCUCUUUGAUGGCUCUCGUCCCUCCCCGUCAAUUCUGUCCAUCAACGUUUCAUGGGAACCGCUUCAAUUUCUUCAGGAAAUCGAGCAGUUCAGCUCCUGCCAGAGGCAAGCCCGUGUCUUUAUUUAAUCCCAGCUUAAGCUUUAGUAGCAGCAACAGUUGGUUAGAUAAAUGGAAGGAAACCAACAAGCAAAACAGCCCCAAAUUGCCUCAAGCUGUGAUGAAUUACAGAAAUAGCGGUGACACUGGCGGCGGCGGGGGGUCCACAAUGCAGAGGAUUGUGGAGAAAUUGAAGAAAUUUGGUUACAUGGAUGAUGGUUAUGAGAGGAGAGAGAGGCUGCCAGAAAGAGUAGUGGAGAAAGGAUCUGUGGAGGAUAUCUUUUAUGUGGAGGAAGGAUUGCUGCCGAACGCACGAGGCGGGUUUUCGGCAGAGUCGAGAAUCGGGGAAGCAAAUGUGAUGGGGGAGAGCAGUGGAGCAAGGUUUCCGUGGGAGAAACGGAAAGGGAAGGGGGAGGACGAGGAGUGGUCGGCGACAAGUAAGAGCAAGACCUCAGUGGCGGAAUUGACGCUUCCGGAGCCGGAGCUGAGGAGGUUGAGGAACUUGACUUUUCAGAUGAAGAGCAAGAUGAGGAUUGGUGGAGGCGGUGUUACGCAGGCGGUCGUGGACACGAUUCAGGAGAGGUGGAAGACCUCGGAGAUCGUGAGGCUGAAAAUUGAGGGUGCAGCUGCGCUUAACAUGAAGAGGACACACGAGAUAUUGGAGAGGAAAACUGGUGGUCUAGUGGUUUGGAGGUCUGGAACGUCCAUUUCGUUGUACAGGGGUGUGAGCUACAGAGACCCUUCGGUGCAACUAAAUAAACGAAUAUAUAUAAAAGAAGGAAGCUCAGCUACUUCAUCAGCACCUGCUGAUACAGUUAGUAGGGAGCCUUCCCAAUACGGAAGCGGUGAGGAUGCACGGGCAUCUGAUAUUGCAUCUGAGAAUAAGAACACAGAGUCAACGCCAGAAGUUGAAUAUGAGCAUGAAAUGGAUGAAUUGCUAGAUAGCCUGGGUCCCAGGUACAGAGACUGGCCAGGAUGUGAACCCUUGCCUGUGGAUGCAGACAUGUUGCCUGGAACUGUUCCUGGUUAUCAACCUCCUUUCAGAAUCCUUCCAUAUGGAGUAAGAGCAACGCUUAGCCAAAAGGAGGCAACGGCUUUGAGAAGGCUUGCUAGAGUACUUCCUCCACAUUUUGCUUUAGGAAGAAGCAGGCAGCUCCAAGGUUUGGCUGUGGCCAUGAUCAAGCUAUGGGAAGAAAGUUCAAUUGCGAAGAUUGCACUUAAACGUGGUGUACAGCUUACCACUAGUGAGAGGAUGGCGGAAGAUCUUAAGAAAUUGACAGGGGGAGUACUGCUUUCGAGAAACAAGGACUUCUUGGUCUUCUAUCGGGGUAAAAAUUUUCUCUCGCCAGAAGUGACUGAAGCAUUGUUGGAAAGGGAAAGACUGGCAAAGUCCCUUCAAGAUAAGGAGGAGCAGGCUCGCUUGAGGGCGUCAGCCUUGGUUGUUCCAACCAAUCAUACGUAUGAGCAGCCUGAAAGUACCGGUACACUUACGGAGACUCUUGAUGCCAGUAGAAAGUGGGGAAAGAAGUUGGAUGGACAGCACAAAGAAAAAAUAAUGAUGGAAGCAAAAAUAACAAGGCAUGCAAGCCUUGUCAGGAAGCUUGAAAGAAAGCUCAAUUUUGCUGAGAAAAGGCUAUUUCGAGCCGAAAGAGCUUUGUCAAAGGUUGAGGAGUUCCUGAAACCGGCAGAACAGAGAGCAGACCCAGAAAGCAUAUCUGAUGAAGAGAGAUUCAUGUUCCGCAAGCUUGGCUUAAGGAUGAAAGCAUUUUUGCUUCUUGGAAGACGGGGAGUUUUUGAUGGUACAGUGGAGAACAUGCACUUGCAUUGGAAGUAUCGAGAGCUGGUGAAGAUCAUGGUGAAGGCAAAGACCUUUGACCAUGUUAAGAAAAUAGCUUUGGCUCUUGAAGCCGAGAGUGGUGGGAUCUUGGUUUCUGUAGACAAAGUCUCCAAAGGGUACGCCAUUGUGGUGUUUCGCGGAAAGGAUUAUAAGCGGCCUUCCACCUUGAGGCCGAAGAAUCUUUUAACAAAGAGGAAGGCUCUGGCUCGUUCUAUCGAGCUUCAAAGACGUGAGGCACUCCAAAACCACGUGACUAAUCUGCAGAAAAAGGUGGAGCUACUUCAAUCUGAAAUAGAACAAAUGGACCGCAUGAAAGAGAAAGGCGACAGCGCUUUUUAUGACCGAUUAGAUUCUACUUACCCCAGUGAUGAGGAGGACAGGGAGGAGGAAGGAGAUGAGGCAUAUCUGGGGAUGUAUAAUAGCGGAAAUGAUGGUGACGAAGAACACAGCAAUCUGAGUUAUGAACUGCUCUCAGAAGUGGAUUUUUCAGAUAACGAAGAGAAUGAGGAGUCUGAACCAGAUUCAGAAGACCUGACUGCACGUGCUUAUGGAGUGUCGAGCACCACCGAGCAUGCCGCCAAUCAUGAGAACUAGAUUGGUUGUAGUUGGUCCUAGUUGCAGAACUGCGCAGAAAAACGAACUUCAAGCAUUUUCCGGCAUAACGUCGAAUGCUUGGAUGAGCUUAUACAGCUUAAGCUCGCAUGAGAGAAGCAUGAUAACGAUGGAAGCAUGCGCUGGUGGGUACAAUUUCGCAGGUGCAAGACACCUUCUCCAUCUCAUGUACGGAAGGCGUGGGGUUGAACAUGGUAAGGUUUUGUAGAGGCUGACCAUUGUUCGACAAUUUUAUCAGACGAGGCACUGCCAUGCAAUGUGUGAUUCUCAACCUUUCCAGCACGAUAUCGCGCUUGCUACACUGCGGCCGAAGCGAAAGAUGACCCCAACAGUCGGAAGUCCGAACGCGACGGGCAUCUAAAGUUCUCAGCGAGAUCACGGCUCAUUUGCGGAACGAUAGUUUUUCUGUAUUUUUCUUCUUUUUCCACUUUGUUGGCACCAUCUUGGAAAAUAUCGCCGAUGAUAUCAACAUUCGGAGGACCCAAAUGGGGAUUAUAUUUAUCUGCUUUGUGUCGUCUUCUGUUGAAGGAUGUGUUCUGUAUCUCCUGUUGACUUUGCUUCCAAGCUUUGACUAGAACUUUUGGACAAGCUCCUGCAAUCAGCAGAAGAUUAAGGUC